Molecule: messenger RNA, 381 nt
Organism: Eurypyga helias (sunbittern)
Lineage: Eukaryota; Metazoa; Chordata; Aves; Eurypygiformes; Eurypygidae
Product: protein FAM173A-like
Exons: 3
Biological process (GO): positive regulation of proton-transporting ATP synthase activity, rotational mechanism; peptidyl-lysine trimethylation; regulation of mitochondrial ATP synthesis coupled proton transport
Cellular component (GO): mitochondrion
Molecular function (GO): protein-lysine N-methyltransferase activity
Source: RefSeq, a predicted model, not a curated record
GUGGUCGAGGCCUAUAAGCAAGGCCUCAGACCAGCCAUUGGCUAUGAGCUCAACCCCUGGCUGCUGUGGCUCUCCAACUACCGGGCCUGGAUGGCUGGGUACCACGGGAAGGUUUCCUUCCUGAAGAAAGAUCUGUGGAAGGUGAAUCUUUCUGAUUGCUACAAUGUGAUUGUGUUCCUGGCCCCCAGUGUGAAACCUCCCCUAGCCGCCAAGCUCCUUGCAGAACUCCCUGACGAAGCCCGGGUGGUGGCUGGACGCUUCCCCUUCCCCUCCUGGCCCCCCAGCAGCACCCUUGGGCAGGGGAUGGAGCAAGUCUGGGCCUACGACAUGAAGGAAGUGCGACGAGCAGCACAGAGCAGCGCAGAGGGAAGCCCGAUCUAA